This is a messenger RNA of Mastomys coucha (southern multimammate mouse), 4060 nucleotides long. RefSeq names its product 24-dehydrocholesterol reductase (gene Dhcr24). Gene Ontology annotation, cellular component: membrane; cytoplasm. The transcript has 9 exons. Lineage: Eukaryota; Metazoa; Chordata; Mammalia; Rodentia; Muridae. Gene Ontology annotation, biological process: steroid metabolic process. Bases 125 to 1675 code for a protein of 516 amino acids. Gene Ontology annotation, molecular function: FAD binding; Delta24(24-1) sterol reductase activity. The record is from RefSeq and is a predicted model, not a curated record.
CGGCGGGCCCGACUUACAGGCUCCCGGGGCGGUGGCGGCAGGCUCUGAGCCGGCGGAGCGCGGAGCAGGCGACGGAGACGGGCAGCGUGAGCCCGCACCCUCCCGCGCGGCGCGCCGCGGCACCAUGGAGCCCGCCGUGUCGCUGGCCGUGUGCGCUCUGCUCUUUCUGCUCUGGGUGCGAGUGAAGGGGUUGGAGUUCGUUCUCAUCCACCAGCGCUGGGUGUUCGUGUGCCUCUUCCUGCUGCCUCUCUCCCUCAUCUUCGACAUCUACUACUACGUGCGCGCCUGGGUGGUGUUCAAGCUGAGCAGUGCGCCGCGCCUGCACGAGCAGCGCGUGCGGGACAUCCAGAAACAGGUACGGGAAUGGAAGGAACAGGGCAGUAAGACCUUCAUGUGCACGGGGCGUCCAGGCUGGCUCACUGUCUCGCUGCGAGUUGGAAAGUACAAGAAGACCCAUAAGAACAUCAUGAUCAACCUGAUGGACAUUCUGGAGGUGGACACCAAGAAACAGAUUGUGCGGGUGGAGCCCUUGGUGUCUAUGGGUCAGGUGACAGCUUUGCUGAACUCCAUUGGCUGGACCCUGCCUGUGUUGCCUGAGCUCGAUGACCUCACAGUGGGGGGCCUGAUCAUGGGCACAGGCAUCGAGUCAUCGUCCCACAAAUAUGGCCUGUUCCAGCACAUCUGCACUGCCUAUGAGCUAAUCCUGGCUGACGGCAGCUUUGUGUGCUGCACACCGUCUGAAAACUCAGACCUGUUCUAUGCUGUACCCUGGUCCUGUGGGACCCUGGGCUUCCUGGUGGCUGCCGAGAUCCGGAUCAUCCCUGCCAAGAAGUAUGUCAAGCUGCGGUUUGAGCCAGUGCGGGGCCUGGAGGCCAUCUGUGAGAAAUUCACCCACGAAUCCCAGCGGAUGGAGAACCACUUCGUGGAAGGGUUGCUGUACUCCCUAGAUGAAGCUGUCAUCAUGACAGGGGUCAUGACGGAUGACAUAGAGCCCAGCAAGCUGAAUAGCAUUGGCAGUUACUACAAGCCCUGGUUCUUCAAGCACGUGGAGAACUACCUGAAGACCAACCGCGAGGGCCUUGAAUACAUCCCCCUGAGGCACUACUACCACCGACACACGCGCAGCAUCUUCUGGGAGCUCCAGGACAUCAUCCCUUUUGGCAACAACCCCAUCUUCCGCUAUCUCUUUGGCUGGAUGGUGCCUCCCAAGAUAUCCCUCCUGAAGCUGACCCAGGGCGAGACUCUGCGAAAGCUGUAUGAACAGCACCAUGUGGUCCAGGACAUGCUGGUGCCCAUGAAGUGCAUGUCGCAGGCCCUGCAUACCUUCCAAAAUGACAUCCAUGUCUACCCCAUCUGGCUGUGCCCAUUCAUCCUGCCCAGCCAGCCAGGACUUGUGCAUCCCAAGGGAGAUGAGGCUGAGCUCUACGUGGACAUUGGGGCAUACGGGGAGCCUCGAGUGAAGCACUUCGAGGCCAGGUCCUGCAUGAGGCAGCUGGAGAAGUUUGUGCGGAGUGUGCACGGGUUCCAGAUGUUAUACGCCGAUUGCUAUAUGAACAGAGAGGAAUUCUGGGAGAUGUUCGAUGGCUCCUUGUACCACAAGCUGCGCAAGCAGCUCGGCUGCCAGGAUGCCUUCCCCGAGGUGUAUGACAAGAUCUGCAAGGCUGCGAGGCACUGAGCAGGGCGCCUGGGGAGCCAGAUGCAUGGGAAUGGACUUGCUCUCCCUCGCUCGCUUGCUCCAGCUUCUCUGCUUUCCCAGAUUUCAGAAAGAAACCCCUCCAAAUCCCCAAAGCAGCCCGAUGGCCUCCAGGGCAGCUCGGGCAAGUGGAAGCACUCGGGAUUUGAAGUCAGACAGACCUAAGUCCCAGGCCCAGAUUAGCCACUCAUUAGCUGUGUGACUGACUCUGGGCUAGUCACCCGGCCCCUGUGUGCCCCGUGUUCAUCUGUGAAAGGAGGUAAAAAUACCUACCUUGCUGGAUGUCACCCGCACAAAGGGCCCGUCGUGUGGGAGGGGCUUCGUGAGUGGCAGCCAACACCACUGCUUCCAUGCAACCUCACACCUGGCUUGUGCUUUAGAUUCAACAGCUGAGUCCAGACAGGCUCCCCACAGGUCGUCUGUACAUGGGUUUGGCAGACACCAUGAAGGGGAUGCCUUGGAGUUUCACCUGCAUAGCCUGCAUCAGCCCCAAGAGGGCAAAGGAGGGCCGGCCUUCCACUUGGCCGGGGGGGGGGGGGGGGGGGGGGGGGGCAGGGAGGCAUCUGAUUGGCAGGCAGGCCCAGGAUGUGCUGUGCCAAAGUCAGGUCUACUCCAAAGUCCUCUCUGCCAUCUUCAGACCGUCCUGCCCCUCCUUCUGUGUGCUCAGGCCACCCCAGCCAUCACUGAGCCCACUCAGGACUGCUCCUGGAAGACAUCUCAAGAUGUCUUCCUGGGCUUUUCUUUCUUGACUCCCACCAUCCAGGCCUCCUCUAGAGUCCACUGAGUCACAAUGGGGGCACAUGCUCAUGACUGUGUCACACAGGGGCGGUUCCCACACUGAGUGAGAAAGGGGCAUCUGCCCUGUUGCUACUGUGAGGACCUUCCCUGGGAUUGGAAAGAAAGCAUCCAGGGUCACUCAUCCCCCCUCCUCCCCCAUUUUGUUCCCCCUCCCUCGGCUCUAGUUAAUUUCAGUGCCUUACAAAUCCUAAGCUCAGAGAAAGUUAGCUCCAUUUCCGUUCCCAAGGGAGGGGCCUCCAAGGUCCUUCUGCCUUGUUAAGGAAGCGUGGUUGGUUGUACAGCCCCCACCUUCAGAACUGCCUGGCCCAGCUGAAAACCCAGAGUCUGAGGGGGAAUCGGGUUCUAGAAGGAAAACCAGAACUCAAGAGCAGAACUGGUCAUAGUCUUCCCCUACCCUGCCACCCCUAACCCCCAAAAGCUGCAGUUUUCUCACCCAUCACAUCGGAACAUAAGAGCUCCUGAAGCCUUUCUGUCUUAAGACAAUACUACGUUGGGAAAGCCUUGUGUUAGAAGUUGGGGGAGCAUAAUGAUCCAGGUGGUGAUUAGGGACUAUCCAUCAGUGGUUUUUCUCUCCACCACCAGGCCAGCUCCCGGGUCAUUUCCAUCCAUUUGGCAGGGGCCACGACCCUUAGAGUCAUUUUAACUGAAGGAUGCUCACUGAUGCUGCUGAGGGCUUGGGAUACUGCACAGCACUACUGUGUCCUGUGAAGGCUGGUGCACUCAAGGCAGUGGGAAGGCAGAAUCACCUCAUCCAUUUGGUCUGUGAAGAUAAUAACCUCACUUAGCCUUCUGAGCAUUCCUGGCAUGGGCUCUCCUAGUAGUCCGUGUACAUCCUUGCGCUCACUCGCAGACUGAUGACCCUGCUUGCUGCAGAUGAAUGGUCAAUGCGAGCUAGGUUAGUUAGUGUGAUGUUUAAGGCGCCAUCAUUCCUCCAGUCAAGCCUCCAUCCCAAAGCCACUGGGGCUGUGGCAGUGAUGCCAGCAACCUGUGUCACCCAAAAGAAUCAAAAUCCAGCCCUCUACAGACACCCUCUGGGACCUGGGGAGGGAAGGGAUUUUGAGUCACGUUAGCCUCAGGUUAGUGUUUGGCUCCAGUAAUAUCUUGCCCAAAAAGUGGUCGUCUUCCAAGCAUGGUGUUUGGGGUCCCAGCCUUUGUCUUACAGCCUGUCCUGUCAAUGUCCAACCACAAAGUGGCUUGGAGGAGUCACUUUACUGCUAUGGGACAGGACAGCGCAGGUGGGAAGUCAACACAAGCCUCUCCCCUCCAUGGUUCUGGUUUCUUGGCUGCAUGGUUUCCUGUAAAAUCAGUUGUAGCCACUGUCUUUGGCUAGAAAGCUGAAUUGGCUGUUACUGAAAGGGAAGAUGGGGAUGGGUGUGGCAGUGUGUGCUGUGUGGUUUUUUUGUUGUGUUUUUUUUUUUUUUUUUAAUUUGGUCAUGGGGACAAAGGAGAAGGCAUGCAUCCCUCUUAUCCAGACUCUUGCAGCCUCUGGCACUGUGCCUACUCUCCAGAUCACGUCCCUGUGGCUCUGGGGCCACCACUUGUGUAAAAUAAAGUACGGCCUGGACACUA